AUGCACUCACACGGGUGAGCUCGCACGGACCCCGUUUUAUGCCCGAAGCGCCGCAAGGCAGUUCGGGCACUCUCUGUCCGCUCACCUCAUUCCCCAGCAGUCUACACGGAGCGAUGGAGUGGAGUCAAGAGCUGCUCCCAUUGUUGGGCUACUUUCUUCUCAUCUUGGUGCUUCUCGUCCUCAUCUCGCCCAACUUCUUGCCGUCAUCGACUCCCUCGCGACGAUCACAGGUGACGAGUGGGGCAGCAUCCUCGAGUGCCACGUGCUACCUCGGGUUGGCGAUUCUUUCGCUCGGAUUUACAUGGACGUACAUGUUCAAGUACUUUCAGAGGUCGUUCGAAGUUGCGGGUAUGUCCCUUCCGUUGCCUUCCGCACGCUGACAGAGGCCCCACACACUGACUCGCGCUUUCCAACGCCCUCUUCCCGGUCCAACCAGCGGCACGAGCGGGCUCCAACGCCUCAAAGUACACGGCCAAGGAAUGGCUCGCAUCGACAUCCCUGUUUGUCGAGGCGUGGCACCAAGUCGGCGCGACGCCCAUGGCGUGGUGGUGGAGUCAAGUCUUGUGCGCCUGGACAGCGGGACCCAUCACCGGCUUUUGGUAUUUUGAAGGUACAUUCCCCAUCUCGUCACGCACAUCCUCCUAAGGCUGAAGCCUCUUCUCGUUUCUACAAGGUCAACGCCAUCGGAUUCGCCGCGUCUGGGCUUUCAUGUUGCUCGGCCAAGUCGUGGCCAUAUCAUUCGCGCAAAACCUCUUCUUCCUCGCCCUCGCCCUCUCUCCUCCAACCCUUUCCCCAAAAGCCAUCACUACUUCCCCUCUCUUGAUCUGGUCGACCCUCUUAUCCUUCCUCACCAUCGCUCUAGUCCCAUCAACAAUUCACAAACCGACAUUCCUCCCCAACCUCCUCCUAAUGCACAUACUCCUCCUCCUCCCUCUCCUUCCCGGAUCCACUCGAGCCUCUCGCAAAUCCCCCUUGUCUCCCUCAACGCUCUACCUCCUCUACUCCCUCCUCUCACUCGCCCUCCGCUACCCAACAUACCUCACCCUUCCCUCCUCGUCCACGCAAACCCCUCUUCAUCUCCUCUCCUCCACCAUCCAAACUUUAUCCUCUCACCCCGCCCAAUCCAGUAUCAGCUACGACGUCAUAUUCGCCUUUUUAUCUAUGCUCAUCUUCAUCAUCCUCGAAGGGAAAGAGGAUCGUUCUCUCGUGGAUUGGAUCGGAGUGGUAGCGAUCGCCGCGACGACUCCUUUCUUGGGUAUCGCGGCGACUUCGGGGUUUUGGCUCGCGAAGAGAGAACGAAGGAUCGCGAGGAGGGUGCAGAAGGGGAAGGCGAAGGAGGUUGAUGAAGGUGGGGUGGGCAAGGUUGAGUGA
Messenger RNA from Microbotryum saponariae, 1371 nucleotides. NCBI's taxonomy places the organism in Eukaryota, Fungi, Basidiomycota, Microbotryomycetes, Microbotryales, Microbotryaceae. The record is from the annotation of a GenBank genome assembly.